Molecule: messenger RNA, 1099 nt
Organism: Meriones unguiculatus (Mongolian gerbil)
Lineage: Eukaryota; Metazoa; Chordata; Mammalia; Rodentia; Muridae
Product: vomeronasal type-2 receptor 116-like
Exons: 4
Coding region: 59-970 (303 amino acids)
Biological process (GO): G protein-coupled receptor signaling pathway
Cellular component (GO): membrane
Molecular function (GO): G protein-coupled receptor activity
Source: RefSeq, a predicted model, not a curated record
ACUAUUAAUGUAUGAGAUUCAGUGUGUGAUUUAAACUUUAGUAAUAUUUCUUUUAUGAAUGAUGAUAUCCUUACAUUUCCAUCACAGAUGUUCAUUAUUGAGAGGUUGUAGUGGUGGAUUUUUCUUUCGCCUCCUCCUACAACCUGUGUAUGCAUCGAUGGAGUUUCCUCUGUUCACUUGUGGUUAUAAAGGAGAGACCAACACCUACAUGGAGGCAGAUGUUAACCUCGCUACAUUUAUUCCCAUUUCCAUCCCACUUGAUCUAUCACAAUACCUCCAUAUCCUUUUUGACAGAAAACCAACUCUACUAUGGAAGUUCGACCUAGUGACUUGGAGAAACUAUCAAUAUUUGCUGACCUUAUACUUUGCCAUUGAAGAGAUAAAUAAGGACUCAAACCUGCUUCCCAAUAUUACCUUGGGUUCCCACAUCUACAAUAUAACUGUAAUUAUGGCUUUUAGAGUCCUGAAACCAGGAAGAACAAUGAGAAGGUUGUUUGUCUCAGGCGUCUAUAAUACUGUCAUUCCCAUCUGUGUCCUGAUCCAACUUAUUCUCUCUGCAGUCUGGCUGGGAACCUCACCUCCUUAUAUUGACACAGAUGAACACUCUGAACAUGCUCAUGUCAUCAUUUUAUGCAACAAGGGCUCAGUCACUGCUUUCUACUGUGUGCUGGCUUACUUAGGGACCCUGGCCUUAGGCAGCUUCACUGUGGCUUUCCUGGUAAGGAACCUGCCUGACACAUUCAAUGAGGCCAAGUUCCUGACAUUCAGCAUGCUGGUCUUCCUCAGUGUCUGGGUCAUCUUCAUCCCUGUCUACCAGAGCACCAAGGGCAAAACCGUCGUGGCUGUGGAGGUCUUCUCCAUAUUGGCCUCUAGUACAGGGCUGCUGGGGUGCAUCUUUUUCCCAAAGUGCUACAUUAUUCUCUUAAGACCUGAUAAAAACUCUUUGAGAUGUAUUAAAAACAAAAAAUAGCAUAUAAAAAUGAUCAUUUUGAUGUAUUAGUUUUCUUUUUUCUAAUAAAACCCAUUUGUAUACUAAAAUUAAAUUAUUUACCUUUUAAGUAACUUUUUUCUUAAAUGUAUAUUUAAACAAACAUAAGAG